AUGGCAUUCCGACAGCCGCUCCAGCAGCGGCGACAGAUACAGCGACCAGCAUCCAUCCCCCACUCUCUCGUGGCCCACGACGCCACACGUCACGGACGGGUGGAUGAGUCGCAAGAAUGGAUCCUCUUCUCGCCACAACUCGAACACGAGCCAUCCUUGACGUCGUACACUUCACAAACAUCACAUAUCCAACAUCCGCCUGGAUUCUCCGACUUUGGCUCCCUCGAAACAGGUGACCGCUCCAAGCAAAAGCAAGCCAAGGAAGAUGAGGAGGAUGUUACCUGCCAGGGUACCGAGAUUGACGACGAGGAUGAAGAGUUGGACAGUCUAGAUGAUGGACUACAUGCUUUCCACCCACCAUUCUCGCUGGAUCAGAGUGGUGGUGCCGUGCUGCCCAACCAUGAUGGUAUGGGCUCCUUCCCCGCACUGUACCACAACAACAACAACGACAACGUUCAAGAACACUUGUGGCAGUUUGAGAGGUACAACCCGUCCAAUCGCCGUCGAGCCCAACGAAGACGAAGCAGCGUUCAGCGAAAGUUCGAUGCUCUGGAAGAACAGGAAACAGACAAGCAAGAAGAGAAACGAUUACGCAUUGAGACAUGGCGUCUGGAACAAAGUCGUGCUGUACUAGAAGAGAUUGAGAAGGAGACCCGCAGACGACGACGAGAAUUGUCCAUCGUCUCACGCACAAACUCGACUGCUGCGCCGAGUACAGAGACUGAGUCAUUCUGGCAACGAGUUACUCGUAGAGUCAUCAAGGACCUCAUGGGUCUAGACGACACCACUCUAUCUGUCAUCUUUGGCGAGGAACUUGCACCAGCAGCUCAAACAACUCCGACUCAGCAGUCCCCCCUGACUGAAGUCUUCUCAGCACACCAAGAUCGAGUAUGGGAGAAUCGGCUGCUGAAUAGAAUCGCAAAAGAGCUUGGUAUACUUGCCAACCAACUCGCCGACUACGAUCGGCAAGACCGCACCUUCAGCACAUAUACCCCUUACCAACCUGAUCGACCUACACAAUCACAACCACGCCAGAUUCCACCGCCAUCAACCACGGCGAAAUCGGUCGAUGUGCCUGAGUCAAACUUUGCCCCUCCACUCUUCGCUCCCACUUUCGCAAACCCUGCCAUUUCUCCUGCUGUCGAAGCAGACACCUCACUCUGGGGCAUUCCCGAGCAACCACAAGAGUCCGCCGAGGAAGAUGAGACGUCACAAGACAAAGACAAAGAUCAAGACACGGAAUACUGGGAACGCGAUUUAGACAUUGGCGUAGUGUUCCGCUACCUUCGCAGCCGCUUCACCUCACGACCCCCAUCACCAUCUCCCCCAGAACCCCAACCACCGCAAUCGUCAACUUCUAGUAUCCUACCCCCCGCCUGGGCAUCUCCCUCCCCAGACACCACAGCAUCCGCCCUCGGCACAUCCCCAGAGUCUCGCCGAAGAGCCGAUCUCAUACGCCGCCAUCACCCGCUAGUUUCUCACGCCGCCUCUGUGUCUGCACAACGGAGACGUGAAAGCGUGUUGUUACAUACACUUAUGCACCGUAGAGCACAGAGCAGUAGUUGUGCUAGUCAGAGUACGAAGAGGACGCGUUCGGGAGGGUCGAGGAGGUAUUGGGACUUUCCCAGUAGUACGGGAAGUGUGGUUAGUGCAGGGAGUACUGGGGAAGGUGUUUUGGGGGGUUGGGGUGAGGUUUGA
This is a messenger RNA of Aureobasidium subglaciale EXF-2481, 1698 nucleotides long. RefSeq lists its product as uncharacterized. Bases 1 to 1698 code for a protein of 565 amino acids. Lineage: Eukaryota; Fungi; Ascomycota; Dothideomycetes; Dothideales; Saccotheciaceae. The transcript has a single exon. The record is from RefSeq and is a predicted model, not a curated record.